AUGGACGACCUUGAGUCCCUCGAAAUUCUUUCUUUGGUGCAGAGAGUAGCUUCUGAAUUACAGAACCAUCUUGGAAUCAGUGAUAAAACCCUCGCCGAGUUUGUUAUUGCGCAACAUGCAGAAUGCAGUUCUCUCGAAGAAUUUCAGAAGAAGCUCGAGGCGAUGGGCGCAGACUUUCCCCAAAGUUUAAUCGAAAGCGUGGAUCGCCUGGUAUUAACGAUGCACCCGAAGUUCAAAGGUGGCAAAGGUAGAAAUGGUGCGCCAGCUAGAAAUGAGAAUAAAGUCGGAGAGAAAACGAAAGUCUUUAAAGGUUUAGCAUUACCUGACAAGGAACCGACAUGGCAGGACGAUGAAGAAACUACAAAUGAUCACGCGAUAAAUGGAACUGAUGCGAUUGAUGAUACCCUUGCAUUGUUAGAAGGUUUAGCACCAAAGGCGCAAACGGAGAAAGUUGUGAGAACAAGCAGAAAACGAAGUAGGAGCCCAGACCAAGAUUGUGAUAGAGGACGAAGUCGCAAAGAUAGGCACCGAUCUAGAUCAAGGUCCAGAGAAGAGCCAAGGAGGCGGCGGAAGCACGAGUACGAGGAAGAGGAUGGAUUUGGGAGAAUGAGGAAGAGUCACAAAAGUAGCAGGAGGAAAAAAGAAGACGACGAUUAUUACAAACGACCCCUCACUCCUGAAAUUGAUGACGAGGUUAAUUUAUAUAAGAUUUAUGACGGUCAUGUCACUGGUGUGAAGGAUUUUGGAGCUUUUGUUAAUAUACACGGUGUAAAAGGAAAGGUCGAUGGACUUGUGCAUGUUUCUGCAUUAGUGGAAGGGCAACGGGUAAAUCAUCCAUCGGAUCUAGUUUCGCGGAACCAACCUGUAAAGGUCAAAGUCAUCAAAAUCGAGGGUAAUAGAAUUGGACUUUCAAUGAAGGAUGUUGACCAGGAGACUGGAGAGGAUUUGUCUUCUCAAGAUAGGAUACAAUCUGGAGCUAAUAGUGCUCCUCUUGGUGGUAAAAACGAGUAUGGUUUGAUUGAUGAGCCUGUACCGGUUUUCGAAGGAGAAAUGUCGCGGAAUUCGAGGAAGAACAAAAAGAGAAUGACAUCUCCUGAAAGAUGGGAGAUUCGACAAUUGAUCGCAUCCGGCGUGGUAAAAGCAUCGGAUUAUCCGGAUCUUGACGAGGAUUAUAAUGCGACAUUGAACGGUGAAGGGGAAAUGGAGCUCGAAGAAGAUGUUGAUAUUGAAAUACGAGAAGAAGAGCCUCCUUUCUUAACUGGACAAACGAAGCAGUCAUUAGAGUUAUCGCCCAUCAGAGUCGUGAAAGCUCCCGAUGGCUCGCUUAAUCGCGCUGCUAUGGCAGGCACAACUCUAGCCAAAGACCGGAGAGAGCUGAAACAGCAAGAAGCUCAAGACAAAGCUACGGAAGAUGGAGCAAAGGUUGAUCUUUCGGCACAAUGGAAUGACCCUAUGGUAAACCCGGACCAGAGACAGUUUGCCAGUGAUCUUAGAGCUGUCAAACAACAGCCACCUACCGACGUUGUACCAGCCUGGAAGAAAGCGACUCAGAGUAAGAAUGAACCUCUAGGUCGCCGCACGGAUAUGUCCAUCAAAGAUCAAAGAGAGUCACUUCCAGUGUUCAGGUUCCGGUCUGAGCUGAUUAAGGCUGUUCAUGAGAAUCAACUUUUGAUCGUAGUUGGUGACACUGGUUCAGGAAAGACGACACAAUUGACUCAGUAUUUGGCGGAGGCGGGCUUUGCUAACGAUGGUAUAAUUGGUUGUACUCAACCUCGUCGUGUUGCUGCUAUGUCAGUUGCAAAGCGUGUGGCGGAAGAAGUUGGGUGCGAGCUCGGUCAAGAGGUUGGAUACACUAUUCGAUUCGAAGAUUGUACUAGUCCAGCUACGAAAAUCAAGUACAUGACAGACGGAAUGUUGCAGAGAGAGGUAUUGAUGGACCCUGAUUUAAAACGAUAUUCGGUCAUCAUGUUGGAUGAGGCUCACGAACGUACCAUUUCUACAGAUGUUCUUUUUGCAUUACUGAAGAAAACUAUCAAACGUCGGCCAGAUCUGAAGAUUAUUGUCACAUCUGCUACUCUCGAUGCUGAUAAAUUUUCGUCGUAUUUUAACGAAUGUCCAAUCUUCUCUAUUCCUGGUCGUACAUUUCCUGUGGAGGUCAUGUACUCAAGAGAGCCAGAAUCUGAUUAUCUUGAUGCUGCUCUGGUUACGGUUAUGCAAAUUCAUUUGACAGAACCUCCAGGAGAUAUCCUUCUCUUCUUAACAGGUAGUGAGGAGAUUGACACUUCUUGCGAAAUCCUCUACGAACGUAUGAAAGCACUUGGCCCAAGUGUUCCCGAGUUAAUCAUUCUUCCUGUCUAUGCCUCGUUGCCCACGGAAUUGCAAAGUAAAAUCUUCGACCCUGCACCUCCUGGAGCUCGAAAGGUGGUGAUUGCUACCAAUAUCGCCGAAACUUCCAUUACUAUUGAUCACAUCUAUUAUGUUAUUGAUCCAGGAUUCGUCAAACAAAAUGCUUACGACCCAAAGCUUGGUAUGGAUUCGUUGAUAGUUACGCCCAUUUCUCAAGCUCAGGCCAAACAACGUGCUGGACGUGCUGGAAGAACAGGUCCUGGAAAAUGUUUCCGUCUUUACACUGAAGCCGCUUUUCAAUCCGAGAUGUUGCCUACUAGUAUACCAGAAAUUCAGAGGCAGAAUUUAUCUACGACUAUUUUGAUGUUGAAGGCUAUGGGCAUCAAUGAUUUAUUACAUUUUGACUUUAUGGAUCCACCACCGACAAAUACUAUGUUGACAGCCUUGGAAGAGUUAUAUGCACUUUCGGCGUUGGAUGAUGAAGGUCUUCUCACUCGUUUGGGUCGUAAGAUGGCUGAUUUUCCUAUGGAGCCAUCUCUCUCGAAAGUUCUUAUCGCAGCAGUUGAUCUCGGCUGCUCCGAUGAACUUCUUAGUAUUGUUGCUAUGAUUUCUAUCCCAACUAUCUUUUAUAGACCAAAGGAAAAGCAAGCUCAGGCCGAUCAAAAGAAAGCGAAAUUUCAUGAUCCUCACGGUGAUCAUCUUACCCUUUUGAAUGUCUACAAUAGUUGGAAGCAAAACAAAUUUGCGAGCACAUGGUGUUUCGAAAAUUUCAUUCAAGCACGGAGCAUGAAGCGUGCAAAGGAUGUACGCGAUCAACUGUUGAAGAUCAUGGAGCGAUACAAACAUCCUAUUGUAUCCUGCGGUCGUAACACAGAUAAAGUCCGACAAGCACUUUGCUCAGGAUUCUUCCGAAACUCUGCUCGAAAGGAUCCUCAGGAAGGAUACAAAACUCUAAUAGAAGGCACACCUGUGUACCUACAUCCUUCAUCCGCUCUCUUCGGCAAACAAGCCGAAUGGGUGAUCUAUCAUACCCUUGUCAUGACGACAAAAGAAUACAUGCAUUGCACAACAAGUAUUGAUCCUAAGUGGUUGGUGAGUGCAGCACCAAGUUUCUUCAAGGUGGCGGAUGCAGGGAAAUUGUCAAAGAGAAAGAAGGCAGAGAGAAUUCAACCUCUUUAUAAUAAAUUUGCUGCAGAGGAUGAUUGGAGAUUGAGUGCGCAAAAAAGGCAAGGAAGGGGAGGUGGAGGUGGAACUUGGGGUUGA
Molecule: messenger RNA, 3609 nt
Organism: Sclerotinia sclerotiorum 1980 UF-70
Lineage: Eukaryota; Fungi; Ascomycota; Leotiomycetes; Helotiales; Sclerotiniaceae
Exons: 1
Coding region: 1-3609 (1202 amino acids)
Biological process (GO): spliceosomal complex disassembly
Cellular component (GO): intracellular anatomical structure; catalytic step 2 spliceosome
Molecular function (GO): ATP binding; RNA binding
Source: RefSeq, a predicted model, not a curated record